AUGUCGAAACUCAACCCCACAACCACACACCGCGAGUUCUCGGGGGUCCCGGGAGCCUUGGCUAUUGCCACGGGGUUGCCGGUAAUUCUCGUGCUUUUCUACUAUCUUUGCAACGAGACCUAUUCGGUCCAGGGCAUCUCAGUUAGCGUGGAGCAGGUGCGAGCACAGCUUCCACAAAGCCUCCACGAGUUUGCGCAAUUGUGCUUUGACAAGCAGUGCUGGGCAGCGUACACUGCGUGGUUCUCUAUUCUCGCAGUGUUGGACAUCUACGCGCCCGGAAAAGAUAUUCCCGGGGUGACGUUGAGAGACGGCACGCGGCUCAUGUACCGCAUCAACGGCACAUCCAUGUCGGGCUUGUUGUUCGCGUUGCUUUUGGCAAGACUCCUCUCGCUGGAAAACUACUUCAUGCCGGAGCUCCAGUUUCUCUACGACAACCAAUUGAAGUUGACCUUGACCACGAUCAUCGCGUCGUUCGCCAUGUCGUUUUUCGUGUACGCCAUGUCGUUCAUUCCCUUGCGCAGGCCCAACGGCGCCGACACCAAGGAGAGGAUCCUCGCCGUGCCGGGAAACACCGGGAACCCCAUCUACGACUGGUUCAUUGGCCGCGAGUUGAACCCUCGGAUCGGCGCGUGGGACAUCAAGUUGUUCUGCGAGUUGAGACCAGGCAUGCUUCUCUUGUUCUUGAUCAACUUGUCGUGCGCCCACAACCAGUACCACACCACCGGCAAGGUCACCGACGCCAUGAUGCUCGUCAAUUUCCUCGAGGCGUUCUACAUCUUCGAUGGAGUUUUGAACGAGGAAGGCUGUUUGACGAUGAUCGAUAUUGCCACGGACGGGUUCGGCUUCAUGUUGGCCUUUGGGGACUUGGCCUGGCUCCCCUGGUCGUACUCCUUGCAAUGCCGGUACUUGGCGCUCCCCCAGAACUACUAUGAGUUGGGCCCCACUAGAACGGUGCUCAUCCUCGUCACCAGCUUCGUUGGCUACUACAUCUUCCUGUCGUCGAACCAGCAGAAGUCCGACUUCAAGAACGGAAAGUUGGACCACAUGGACAGCAUCUCCACGCCCACCGGGUCGAAGCUUCUCGUGGACGGAUGGUGGAAGCUCAGCCAGCACAUCAAUUACUUUGGCGACUGGAUCAUAGGGUGGUCGUGGUGCUUGCCGACAGGCUCCAUGACCGUGUUCACGUACUUCUACGUGAUCUACUUUGCGACCUUGUUGAUCCACAGGCAGACCCGGGACGAGGCCAAGUGCAGAGACAAGUACGGCAAGGCCUGGGAAGAGUACGAGCGGCGGGUGCCCUACAAGAUCGUGCCCUACGUGUACUGA
Molecule: messenger RNA, 1326 nt
Organism: Metschnikowia bicuspidata var. bicuspidata NRRL YB-4993
Lineage: Eukaryota; Fungi; Ascomycota; Pichiomycetes; Serinales; Metschnikowiaceae
Gene: ERG24
Product: delta(14)-sterol reductase
Exons: 1
Coding region: 1-1326 (441 amino acids)
Biological process (GO): proteolysis; ergosterol biosynthetic process
Cellular component (GO): endoplasmic reticulum membrane
Molecular function (GO): serine-type endopeptidase activity; Delta14-sterol reductase activity
Source: RefSeq, a predicted model, not a curated record